GGCGGCGGAUCAAACGCGCUGUGCGGCGGACCGGGCGGUCGCAGCCUCGCGCUUUCCAUCUCCAAAGAUCUUUAACGGAUUUCUACCAUCCGUUCACGCUCCGUUUCAUGCUCAGGCUUCACCUCAACAUCCAGCUUUCUCUCCUCCGUAACAUUUUCCAUCUGGACCGGAAGAAGGACCGCGGCAUCAUCGGAUUACAUUCCAGUUAACGCACAACGACUCUGUCUCUCUCUCUCCGCUCCUCCGGCCGAAACAUAAGCGUUAAUCCGGAUCACCUCGGUGCACACAUCCGUGAUUUCUUUCCUCCUCUCGUUUUUUCUUUUCUUCUCUCAUUCUUUCAUUUUCAGGAAAUCCUGAACGUUUUUCGACCGUAAACAAAGCAAGAGGAAAAAGACAACGAGGAUCACUUUGUGCAUCACACCAUGCGUUCAGAUUCCGAUCCCGAACCGGAUCCUGACCCGGUUUUCAUUCAUUAAAAUUCACACCGCGAUGAAAAAAUAACGUGCAUUUAAAAAAAAAAAAGAGGGGGUCACGUGACGUCACGCUGUCAUUUCGGGCAUUUCUCCAAGUCUGAGUGAUUUACAUUUAUGGUGAUCAAACGAUCACGGAUGAAACUUAACGCUUUGAUGUGCGCACGCCGGUGCGCGCGCUCUAGUGGAUUUAAUCCGGUGCGCGCGGACGCGCUUCCAGGCGAGCCGCUGGGGUUUUUUUAAGGGUCCUGUCCGGUUUCUCAGAAACACCGAACACUAUUCGGUUGUAAGUUUGUAUCUGCGCUCCGGAUUCGGUCUGUUCACACAAGGGGGGGGGAAAGAAAAAGUUUGCAAAAAAAAGAAAUUCAUCCGGAGCGCGAUGACGCGCGCGCAGAGGCGCGGAGAGGGAGGGAGGGCGAGCGCGCGGUGAGAUAAAAAAGCCACUACCCAAAACUUUGCCGUUCAUUCGCGUGCAGUGUCUCGCGGACAGCCGGUGUGUUUGACCGGAGCGCACGUUUUGUCAAGCGGAAUAAAUGGCGUUCAGGAAGUUACCCGGUGUGCCCGUGUCAGCCAUGGGCCUCCGUCUGUCACAGAAAUUCGCCUUUCUGCUUUUUCUUUCCGGUUUGGUCACGCUGUGCCUCGGGGCUCUGUUUUUCCUUCCCGAUUCCGUCCGUCUCAAGCGCUUCUUCCUACCCAAGACCGAGAGCGCGAGCGCGGGUGCGAGUGCGGCGGCGACUCAGAGCGGUGCGCUCGCCGAGAAAGCGCGCGUGGAGCGCAACCCCGAGCCCAACGCCAAGCCCAGGGUGAGCCGGAGACCAGCCGUGACGCGCGGCGACGCCACCGGCGGCACCGCGGAGAGACCCCCGGGCGGACCGCAGGCCGACGACCGCGGGGUGAAGACGCAGCGUGGCGAGCAUGUCGCCACCCAGGGAACCGCCGCCGCCGCGGGGGGCCGCCGCAAAGGCCACGCGUACGACGCGUUCCGAAAGUGUCUGCUCAAACCGGCGCUCGGGAAUGACCGGGGCAAACCGACCGACCACCAAACCGCACAGAGGAGGGAUAAAGUCAGAGAGAUGAUGAAAUAUGCCUGGGACAACUACAGACGUUAUGCAUGGGGGCAAAACGAGCUCAGGCCGCUCACCAAAAACGGCCACAUCGGCAACAUGUUCGGGGGUUUGCGAGGGGCGACCAUUGUGGAUUCUCUGGAUACACUGUACAUCAUGGGUCUAACAGAAGAUUAUAAAGAGGCUAAAGAGUGGAUACGCACCAGCCUGGACCUGGACCUGAGUGGAGAGGCUUCUGUUUUUGAGGUGAACAUCCGGUACGUCGGAGGCCUGCUGUCUGCGUACUACCUGACCGGUGAAGAGGUGUUUAAGCAGAAGGUGUUGGAGCUCGGUGAGAAGUUGCUGCCGGCCUUCAGCACUCCAACUGGCAUCCCACGAGGAGUCAUUAACCUGGGCAGUGGCACCAGUUGGAACUGGGGAUGGGCGUCAGCCGGGAGCAGCAUCCUGGCUGAAUUCGGGACGUUGCACCUGGAGUUCGUGCACCUGACAGAACUUUCUGGAAACCCCAUUUUCACAGAGAAGGUGAUGAACAUUCGAAAGCUGCUGGACAAGAUCGAGAAGCCGCAGGGCCUCUACCCCAAUUUCCUGAGCCCUGUCAGUGGGAACUGGGUCCAACAUCACGUUUCUCUCGGAGGCCUGGGAGACAGCUUCUACGAGUACCUAAUCAAAUCAUACCUGAUGUCAGACAAGAUGGAUGAGGAGGCUAAGCGUAUGUACUACAGCGCUCUAGAGGCAAUAGAGACCAACCUGGUGCAGAAAUCUUCAGGAGGUCUUACAUAUGUUGCUGAAUGGAGAGGUGGAAUUCUAGACCACAAGAUGGGGCAUCUGGCUUGUUUCGCAGGCGGGAUGGUGGGCAUCGGGGCAGACGAUGGAGCUCCAGAGAAGAGGCAGCACUUCCUUGACCUGGCGGCCGAGAUUACAAACACAUGCCAUGAGUCUUACAGUCGCUCAGCCACGAAGCUCGGCCCUGAGGCUUUCCGCUUCGACGGAGGUGAAGAGGCCACAGCCACCAGACUGAGCGAUCGCUACUACAUCCUGAGGCCAGAGGUCAUCGAGAGCUACAUGUACAUGUGGCGUCUCACCCACGAUCCCAAGUACAGGGAGUGGGGCUGGCAGGCGGUGGAGGCACUGGAGAAAUUUUGCCGCAUCGACGGAGGUUAUUCGGGGAUCAGAGACGUCUACGCUACUACAGUCAGCCAUGAUAACAUGCAGCAGAGCUUCUUCCUGUCUGAAACUCUGAAAUACCUGUACCUGCUUUUCUCCGACGACGACCUGCUGCCGCUGGACGACUGGGUGUUCAACACUGAAGCUCAUCCUUUACCCAUCGUCCGCAGGAGCUGUUUAGAGGAGCACAGCGGCACCACGCGAGACAUUCAACACACACAUCCAGUGUAACCUGCAGCGACACAUCCUGAUACACACACACAUAUACACACACACACACUUACACACACACACAUGUGCGAGCGCACAGCGAGGCAGGGCCUCGGUUUCACUGGCCCUCGCCGCAGCCUCUCGGCUCCUUUUUUUCCUGUAAAAGGUCUCGCACUGCACGCUGUGAUUGUAAUAUCUGAGCCGGGACAAUUCUCUGUGGACAAUCAAAAUGAAAAUUACUUUUGUGACAAGAGCACCUUUGUUCCCUUCUUUUUUUCCUCUGUGAGGAAAAUGGAAUAUUCUUCAGGCCCAGAUUGGCGGGGUUGAGCACCGCCUCGUCACGGGCUACUUUUGAGAGAAAGAGAAAAAUCGCUUCACUCUUCUUCAGCACUCUUGUUCUUUCUGUCCAUCUUUUUACUCUUUUUUACAAGCUAGUGACGGGCAAUUUGUGACCAACGAUUUGUUUUUAUCAAUCACUUUUUUCAAGUGAUUCGCGAGCUCAAAAACGAUAGAAAGCACCAAAAUGACAACAAAGAAAUCAAGGUACAGGUUGCAUUUAUUUUGCAGUAGAUAACCCCUGCUGCUGUUACCCAGCUUGCCUUCUCAUUGUCUUACCCAGUUUUUGUCCCCUGUGGUCCUCAUUAACCAGUUCACACUCCUAUUUACAUUCCAACAUAACGUUACCAGAUUUGCACCUCUUAUACUGUUACUUUAUCUGCCUUCUGCAGUGUUCAAACCUGGUCCUUAUAACCGCGCCUGAUCUGCAUUUGUAUCAUGAUUGGCUCACCCAGUCACUGCCCCUCUGCCAAAACAUUCUCAUCAUUCCACAUUGUUCUGUCAGUAUGUAACUCAGUAUUCCUACUCAAAUUUAUACUGUUUUGGUAUUCAAUCUGUGCCUACAUUAUAACCCAGUCUGCACCAGUCAGGCCAUAACCCAGUCCUGUAUAUUUUCCAGUGUUGGUACAUUCCUUGUGUCAUGACUUGAUCUGUGUCCUCUGUGUCACUAGCCAGUUUGUUUCAAUGGUUGCAUUACAAUAUCUGCCCCCACACUGUAACCCAAUCUGCGUCAAACCUCGCUACUCAAUCCGCAUCCAUCCUUUUACAACUGUAUUCACUGUGUCGCUAUCCAAUCUGCGACACCUGGGUCACCGCACAACCGUCCUGAGCAUUUCCCCGUGCUGUCAAUCGAUCAGCAUUGCGUGUCUUUUGAGUCAAUCUACGUCCUCUGUAUCACAAGCUGGUCAGUGUCUAUGGUGACUUUACCAUAUUGGUUUUCCCUGUGUUGUAACCCGAUCUGCAUUACUCAUGCCAUUAGUUAAUAUUUACUUGCGUCCCAUGUGUUAUAACUUAAUCUGGAUCCCCAUCGUUACCCGAUAUGUGCCCACUGUGUCACUAUUUAAUACCCGCUUCAUACUAAUAAAUUUUUGAAGAUUUUCUCGGAUAGAUUUCAUUCAUCAAAUAGGAAAACUCACAAAAAGUAUCAGGCUUUCUAACGUACAGAAUCUUUUUCACCAAAGCUUUUCAGACAUCAGUAUUCUGAAUUUCCUUUAUUUAUUUAUUUUUAUUAUUUGUUUGCUUUUCAGCCAAGUCUAAGCGUCUGAAAGGUUGGUGGUGGCGGGGGUGGGGUGAAAGAGGGGUGGGGGGUAAAUCCAAAUUUCCUUUGAACAGUAUCAGAGGCAAAGUGUAGAGGAAAGUAGAGAAGUAAGACAGCAUUGUAUCAUGCAUCAAGGACCAGCACAGGCCAAGUUCAAAACAUUUCAUAGGGCAGUACACACACACACACACACACAUUUUAUAUAUAUAUAUAUAAUUUUUUUUCCCCUCAAUUAAAAAAAAGAUCACAAAAGGGACCUAAACCAAGUCCAUGAAUCGUCUCUGGCUCCCUUUAUCUCCGCCCAAGCAGCUGCACUGAGUGUGUUGAGUUUUUUUUUAUUCGCCACUGACCACCGCAGGAAUGUGCUGUACAUAACCAAAUGAGUGUGACUGUGUGUGACCUGUAUUGUUAAUCUGUUAAUCUGCCCUGUUUUUUUUUUUUUGCCCUUACAUCUUUUUUUUCUCAUACUUCUCAUUUCUUGUCUCACCCCUCCCCCAUUCAUUUAUAAUGAUUUUUCUGUUCAAUUCUAUUCUUUCCUUUCAUUUGAUUCCCUCAGGUGUUUCUGGAAAAGGAGAAUUUUUUGAUGAUUAUUGUUACUUAUGACUUAUGCUAUGAAUUAUCCUCGUUGAUUUGACUUUCAAUGUUGUUGUAUAUUUUCAGAUACUGGAUAAAAAAAAAAUCUAUAUAUCUGUGCACCUUUAUACAUUUAAAACAACUGCACAAAC
Silurus meridionalis is the source of this 5227-nucleotide messenger RNA. Its product is annotated as mannosyl-oligosaccharide 1,2-alpha-mannosidase IC. Lineage: Eukaryota; Metazoa; Chordata; Actinopteri; Siluriformes; Siluridae. Gene Ontology annotation, biological process: carbohydrate metabolic process; N-glycan processing. The transcript is spliced from 12 exons. Bases 1004 to 2929 code for a protein of 641 amino acids. The record is from RefSeq and is a predicted model, not a curated record. Gene Ontology annotation, molecular function: mannosyl-oligosaccharide 1,2-alpha-mannosidase activity; calcium ion binding. Gene Ontology annotation, cellular component: endoplasmic reticulum; Golgi membrane; extracellular exosome.